CGGGAGAAAAAUAACCAUUGGCUAUAACGCUCGUUUUGAGCAGCCAAUGAGAAUGUAGUUCACUGUUCGGAUAUAGUUCUGAAGAAAAACUGAAAAAAUAGUAAUAGAAGAAGAAGCCAAGCCAUGGGUGUUUGAGAAUUAAAGAUCUUGUUCUACUAAAUUGUUUCUUUAAUCCAUUCUUUCCAAUGUGAAAUCCUUACUAUCUGCUUACUUCCUUGGACAAUUUCUAAUCAGGUGAUAUGACUGGAAACAUACCUGAGGUCCAAAGUAGACGUGUAGAGCAUACAUGUUUAGCUCAAAAUGUAAAUGCUUCUGCUGAUUCUCCUAAAACUUCUUCAGAAGUCUUCCCAUCUGCUAUUGAAUUCUAUGUCUGGUCUGAUGAGGGAAUUAAUCUUUACGUGGAUUUAAAUUCUAGCCCUUUGGAUUGGACUGAAAGAUUAAAAAAUGAGGUUUACAUCUGUGAGAGCAUCUACAGAGACAAACGUCUGCAACAAAACCUCUGUUGGUUUAAAGGUCAUAAAGAAUUUGCAAAAUCUUUUCAGUGGAAUAAUCAUGCUGGCCUAUUCAAGGGUGGCUAUUUACAGAAGGAAACUCCCUCCUGUUCGAACCUGAUGAUAAAUAAUAGCACGGAGGCUGGCCGGUUAGAUGAAGCUGAUGGAUCUGUAAUCUUCUCUCGUAUUACGUCUCAUGCCAUUAAUGCAGAUGCUUCUGAAAAUUUAGAUGAAAAUCAGACAAUCAUAUCUUCUGAAACUGAUUUUGAUAGGCAAAACCAGAAAAUUGCUGGGUCUGAAUUUUGUGCGGAAGAGGAUAAUCGUGCUACGAGUCUUGAUUUUGAGAUUGACAAUGAUUUACAGAAAAAGGAAAAUUCUGACCCAAUUUCUGGUGGUCAAUCUGAUCUUUCCAUAUUAGUCCAUCAAAAUUUUACGCUUGAAAGUGAAAUGUGUGAAUCUUCAACACUGCAGAACAGCUGCAGUGCUUUAAACCUCUCUGUGGAGAAUCCUGGAAGCUCAGCAGCUGGUUCUAUGGACAUGGAAUCAUCAGAUAUUGAACAAUGCUCUAAAGAUGUCUCUUGUUCACCUUGUAGAGCAUUACCACAGGGAGACUCAAAUGUUUCUGAUUACUGCUUGCAAACAAGUGCAGAGAAGUCGGAGAGGAACAACUUAAGUGUUGCAACGGAGAGUUCGGAAUGCUCUCAAAUCCGUGAAUCUAUGGAGAAAACGUUGCCUGUAUCUCAUAGUCUCGAAUCUAAUGGAGCACAUAAGAAGAGGAAACUCACUAAAACUGAAACAAAAUGUUAUAGUCAACCUGAUAGAAGAGUUUUAAGAAGUGUAACGAAUAAACAGAGGCUACCUAGAAGAUCCAGGCGGCUCGUUUCAAAGGUUGUGUUGACUGUUGCCACGUUGCGAAUCAACAAUUUUUUCCCUGGAAAUGUACAAGAUUGUAUCCAGGUUUCUUCUUUAGUUGGAUGGGGUACGAACUCUUAUCAUUUAAAGGAAGAAAUCAAGUAUGUGUAAGGCUGACGAGUUUCAUAUCUGAAGAAAUUCUUAUAAAGAAGAUUCUUUAGGGACACAAUUCUGAGAUCAUCAUAUGAUACAUUUUAGAAUAAAAAUGACUUUUUAGUAUUGAGCAGUUUCUGCUGUUUAUAGAAGUCAUUUUUGCGCCUUGCUUGUUCUAUCUAUGUGUAGUAAAUUCGAGUUAUACUUACCAUAACUAGGGCCCUAUUUGAUGAUGGUUUCAUUUUUAGUAUCACAUUACAAUUUUCUUCUCAAA
Messenger RNA from Cucumis sativus (cucumber), 1770 nucleotides. RefSeq lists its product as uncharacterized. Lineage: Eukaryota; Viridiplantae; Streptophyta; Magnoliopsida; Cucurbitales; Cucurbitaceae. The coding region runs from base 240 to 1514 and encodes 424 amino acids. The transcript is spliced from 5 exons. The record is from RefSeq and is a predicted model, not a curated record.